This is a messenger RNA of Lutzomyia longipalpis, 2138 nucleotides long. RefSeq names its product putative nuclease HARBI1. Bases 1 to 1410 code for a protein of 469 amino acids. The transcript has a single exon. The record is from RefSeq and is a predicted model, not a curated record. NCBI's taxonomy places the organism in Eukaryota, Metazoa, Arthropoda, Insecta, Diptera, Psychodidae.
AUGUCUCUGACCAAAGAGAAGUUUAGUUGUCUUAAAGGAGAGAUUAACUACUUAGUGCAGAACGAACGAAGAACUUUAACACCGUGGAGAAAAUAUUUCUUAAAAUCUCUGAAUGUUAUCAAAGAAUGGAAAUCAAUGGAAAUGUGGAUGAAUGGGAUGAUGCAGGAGACAAAGAGCUUCAUGAUGGGACAAGUAGCCAAUGAAUUGUCGAAUUAUGCUGUAUUUGAGGGUAAGAAAAUCCUCCUGGCAUUCCUGCUGAAGUAUCAACAUGAUGAACGCCCUCCACGUGGCAGCUUCUUUCCCGCUGAAGUUGAGGCUGUGAAGGAGAUUGUGAAGAUUGUCAAAGAAUACGAAGGAAUUUGCUAUGAAGAUGGACAAAUUCUUCCUGGUGCAAGAUGCAAGAGAGACUAUGCAGGUGUUGUUGUGGAACUUCGAGCGAAUGAUGUAAAAUUCCGGAAAUGGACAGGAAUGUCACAGAGUCAGUUUAAUAUUCUCCUUGAAGACAUUGAGCAAGAUCUGGAGGACAUUGAAAUGGGUGCAACUGCCCUUCCGGGUGACUUUAAACUCUUGCUCACGCUGAAGCAUCUUGUUCUUGGGCAUUCAGUGAGGAAAAUCCACAGAGACUACCUCCCGUUGGACUAUUCGACUACAGCUGAUCUCCUCUACAACACUUUGCGUAUCAUUGUGGAGCAGAGUGCGGAUUACAUGUCAAGCACGGACACAGCGCAGGAACAACUAAAUGCAAUGUACCUGAAACAUCGAUUGCCCAAUUGCAAGGGAUUCAUUGGGUGUAAGCAUGUGAUGAUCAAGGAGCCAAGAUAUCGCCCCGAAGAGUACCUGAACUACCGGAAUUCUCACUCUGUCCUCCUCAGGCUAACAUGUGAUGCUCAUGGAAAUUUUAUUCAUGCCACAAUUGGCCAGGAAAUUCAAUUGGAGGAUGAUGAAGAGGAGAUUGCGCAAUUGAAGGGAGAAUUUCCACUCCACUGGGUUGGUGAUGGAUCCUACGAAGCCACAGAGCGCAUAAUAACCCCAUAUAGGAGAAUAAAUCUCACGGAACAAGAGCAAAAUUACAACAUGCAGCUCACAUUGGGACUCAAUGUUUUGGAGAGAUCGCUCGCGGCGAUUGUCAAUCGCUUCAGAGCAAUGCAGGGAAAAGUUAAUGCUUACCCAACUGAGGGUGGUCUCCGGGAGGGACAUGCCGAUCUUAUCAUCAAGGCAACCAUUGUACUUCACAAUUUCAUUAAUCACACCGCAGACCGUGAUACCCCCAGGGUGUCCACGGCCAUGCCCCCAAAUUCUGCAAUUUUCGAUCAAGCCCCAAACACAAAGACGUCCUCCGCUUCAAGGGAUGCACAGGAGCUGAGGGAUUCCCUCAGAGAUUACUUCUGGGACACAAAGCCAUUGCUAUAAAGAGGAGCUCACAGGUUCGGUUUCUUUGAUGUUCUUUUUUUUUAGAAUAUUCUUUUAAUUAUUUAUUAUUUCAAUUUUUUCGUUUUAUUUUGUGUAAUUUAUAAAAAUUUUUUAAUUUACAAACCAAAAAUGCUUUAAUAUUUAAUUUAAAAACUUCAUAAUGCACGCCUUAAAUAAAAAAAGAAACAAUUAAAAUUAUGAGAAUUAUAAAAUAAAUUUGCAACAAAUUAAAUGGAAAACUAUAAAUUAAAAAAAAAGAAAGACGUCAAUUUGAUUAAAAAGUUUAUCUAAUUUUUUUCAUGGCAAAAAAAUAAUACCCAAAAAAAUAGCAAUCAUACGUAUUUAAGAGCAAAUCCAAAUUCUAGUCUAAAGUAUUAAUUGUUGAAUUCUUUUUUACCUUGAUACUACACUACUUAAUAAGAAAUUUAGAACUUGAAAUCUUGAGUUGAGAAUUUAAGCCAAUUAAGAAUAUUCGGAAUAUUGAAUAUUUGAAAAAUCCUUUCUUCAAUAUUUUUGUGUAGGUAAUAUUUAUCUGAAAAUUUAUUCUUGUAAUUUUACCUUUAAAAUUUUUAAGAAAAAUAACAGUUUCGUCCUAAGAAUUCUCCUCAGGUGCUCAAAUGUGUCUUGAUCCUAAUAUCCUUUCUCUGUAGUUUUUUUGUUCUCAUUUACAUAAACCAAAAAGAAGAAUCAACGAUUUAAAAAAAUAAAGAUUAAAUGAGAAGAAUCAA